Molecule: messenger RNA, 2520 nt
Organism: Naumovozyma dairenensis CBS 421
Lineage: Eukaryota; Fungi; Ascomycota; Saccharomycetes; Saccharomycetales; Saccharomycetaceae
Product: LisH domain-containing protein
Exons: 1
Coding region: 1-2520 (839 amino acids)
Molecular function (GO): protein binding
Source: RefSeq, a predicted model, not a curated record
AUGUCCAAUUAUACUAAUGAACAGCAUCAACAACAGCAACGCCGGCCAUCGUCACCAUCAGCCGCUUCAACCGCUCAGAGAUCUGCAUCAGUCUCAGUUCCCAGUACUAAAUCACAAGCAAAUAAGAAACCUCAUAAAAUGAGGAAGACAAGUUCAAAUACCAAUAAUAAUAAUACAUCUGUUACUGCAACUAAUAAUAAUACCAAUAAUAUUGAUGGUAACGGUAACGGUACCACAAGAAGCAGCAAUAAUAAUGGUAACAGUUCCGCAAGCAGCACUGGCACUAACUUGACCAGCGAUCCUGAACUUUUAUUCGAUACUAAUGCCUUCGUAUCUGAUGCAAAGGCAAGUAAUUCAAAACAAUUAUUAUACGCUCAUAUAUAUAACUACCUUUUAGAAAUGAGAUAUUAUGAAGCAGCUUCUCAAUUCCUUAAAGAGGCUGAAAUACCAAUGGCGUUAGCGAAUCCAAAUGGUGAUUUAAAUAAGAAAAAAUUCACUACUUCAAAAUUAAUUUCCACUAAACAACCUGCCAAAUUAUUUAAAGCUGACAUGUUAAUUAAUUCUCCCCAAACUUUCCUUUUAGAAUGGUGGGAAUCAUUUUAUGCAAUGAAUGAAUUUAUAGAAAAUACUCCAGCGGAAUUACUAGUAAAAGAUGAAUCUGAUUAUGGGAAUAUUUAUCCAAUUUUACCUGAAAAAUAUAGACAAAAUCAAAUGGCAACGUCACAACUACUACAACAACAGCAACAACAGCAACAACGAAAUCAAAAUCAAAUGCCUCCACCACAACAAACUCAAUCUCAACCUCAAACAUACCAACAAAAUGGUCCCAAAUCAAUGAGGGUUAAUAAUAGUACUAGCAAUAACAAUACUAAUAAUAACAAUACUAAUAUUCCUUUGAACGUGAAUAUGAAUAUGCCUCCAAACAUGAACAUGAAUGUGGGCAUGAACAUGAAUAUGCCUCCUAAUGCACCUUCAAAUAUUCAUCCAAAUAUGAAUAUGGCAAUGAAUAUGAAUAUAAACAAUAGCAGAGGACCUAGAAAUUCAACAGCAGCUCCUAUAACAGCACAAUAUCUACCGAACUCAAGUAAUAAUGUUAAUGAUACAUAUUCUAAUUAUCAAAAAAUGAAUAAUAUUAACAACCAACAGACAAGAAUACCUCAUUCUGCAACUGAACUGAAUAGUUCUACAAUUCAGCCUAUAACAACAGCAACAACAACACAAAGAUUAUCGAACCCUCAAGAACAAAACCUACCCGCGUCAGCCCCUCCAAGUGCAACUUUCCCCAUGUCUAACAAUAGUAACACUAAUACUAAUACUAAUAAUAAUAGUAAUAACAUUUAUUAUGUUCCUGUAAACGAUUCAAGAGAAAAUUCAUAUCCCAAUAUUCAUCCAAUAAACAAGAACCCAUCAUCCUAUGGCAUCCCGCAAUCAAAUAUGAAUAAUUAUCCACAAUCACAAUCACAUGCUCAAGCACAAGCUCAAGCACAACAACAACAACAACAACAACAACAAAGAUCAGAUAUGAAUGUGAAUAACCAAAACAUCCCAAAUAGUAUGAUCGCAAUGCAAAACGGAUAUCCUGAGCAGCAACAACAACAACAACUACAAAGACAAAAUGGAAAUAUAGGAUCUUUACAACCUCAACAACGUCAACCGCAACCUCAAUCGCAACCCCAACCACAACAGCAACCGUCACAACAACAGAAACAAUUCAAUGGUAGGCCGACGCCAUACCCGCCACAACCACAACCACAACAGCAUUUCCCAUCUGACUCAGCAAAUGCUCCGAAUAACAAUAAUUUUUCUUCCAUGUACAUAGAUCCUCAGCAACAACAACAAUCACAAAUGAUACGAGGCCCGCAUCCAGAUCAGUCUUUUCCACAUCCUCAUCCGAACGGAAUGAUAGAACAAGGACAGAUACCAACACAAUUAUCAUCAUCAUCAACAACAAAAGUAGGUACACCAAUAUCAACAGGGACAACGGUAAGAUCCAAUCAACAACAGCAACAACAACAGCAACAGCAGCAGCAACAGCAAAUGUUACUACAUCGAAUACAAUUACAACAACAGCAUCAUCAUCAACAGCAACAACCGAUGCAAUACCAAUCGCAUAUGAAUGGUCCGCCACAACAACAGCAACAGCAAUCGGAAGAAACAAGGGAGAGUUCUACUGCAUCAAACAAUGCAACAACUUCAAACAUAGAAUUCAGUACAAUUCAACAACACCACCAACUGCAAUACAUGGACAUGAUGAAUAACAUGAAUACCACCGCAGUGGAUAACAAUAAUAACAAUAAUCCAAAUAUGGCUUCUGCUGCUGAAUUGUUCAAUUUUGGCAUGAUUGAUAGUAAUAAUAAUAAUAAUCAGAAUGGUUUUACAAAUUCAAAUACUAAUAAUAACAACACGAAUAAUAAUAAUAACGAACUUCCGAACAAGAACAAUAAUAAUAUGAAUAGUGGUACAAACGAAAGUGCGGCCAAGAAUAAAGAUGUUGUUGGUGAUAAUGAUACUGGUUUAUGA